Teleopsis dalmanni is the source of this 3514-nucleotide messenger RNA. It is a transcript of the gene Crtc, whose product is annotated as protein kinase 4. Gene Ontology annotation, biological process: positive regulation of transcription by RNA polymerase II; protein homotetramerization. The record is from RefSeq and is a predicted model, not a curated record. Lineage: Eukaryota; Metazoa; Arthropoda; Insecta; Diptera; Diopsidae. Gene Ontology annotation, cellular component: nucleus; cytoplasm. The transcript is spliced from 2 exons. The coding region runs from base 437 to 2992 and encodes 851 amino acids. Gene Ontology annotation, molecular function: cAMP response element binding protein binding.
UUUUAAUGAUAAAUAUUAUUAAAAUAUUGAAAUUAACAUUUUUAACAUUUGUUAAAAUUUUAAAUUAAACUUGAGCAAAUAAGAAAUCAUUUGAAGGGGGGAAAAUCUGGUUUUAUCAGUCGCCACAACAACUGCUGUUAGUUAGUUACCGCGUUCGCUACCAGCAGAAGCGCCAGCACCAGCACCAGCUUCACUCUUAUUCAUUUUAAUAUUGUACGGCAUAUACCCCACACCGCACGUUGUGGUGUUAUUGUUGUUGUGUUUUGCGUUUCUGUAUAUUUCAAUAUAAGAAAAAAGCGCCCGCCAAUUUGUUAGAGAAAAAAAAAUAAAUAAAACAAAUAAAAAUUUAACAAAUUAAUUUUCUACGCUGAAGUUAAGCGACACGAGUUAAAAAAUUUUUUUAUAACAAUUUCAUCAGAUUAGCAAACCAUUCAAAAUGGCAAAUCCGCGCAAAUUUAGUGAAAAAAUUGCACUACAAAAACAGAAGCAAGCCGAGGGCACUGCAGAGUUUGAAAAAAUUAUGAAAGAAGUUUAUGCGACGAAAAAGGAUGAAACACAAGGUAAUCAAAGGAUACAAGAAUGUUUGCCGAAUUCAGAUGUUAUUAACAAUUCAGUGAGUACGGGAGGUGGAAGCGGUGGGAGUGGUGGUGGUGGUGGUGCAUCACCAGAAGGUAAAGCAGGUGGAGGAAGUGGCGGUUCACCGACUGCCUGUCGAGAAUCUCGAGGGCGAAGUGUUGGUGUUGGUCCCAUGAGACGUCCAUCGGAACGCAUAGAUCGUUCACCAUAUGGCAGUAAUACUAAUACUAGUAAUAUUGGUAAUGCUGUGGGCAUGGGUGGCAUGAGUAAUAAUGUCAAUAUCGCAUAUUUAAGUCCGCCAAAUGAUACAAAUUGGCGACGUUCGAACUCAGACUCAGCAUUACAUCAAAGUUUAAACAUAGCCGUAGCGGCAGAAGUCGGUUUUGGAUCAAGUGGAGUAACUGGUAUUGGUGGUUUGCCUACAGAUUUAGGCACCCUACAUGCGAGUUAUAAUCACAACCAACGAUCUCAUUCGCCAAACAUUGGUCGUAGUCUCAGUCCACAAGCACAAAGAAGAAAAGCCCACAUGAUGCAUCAACAGCAACAGCAAUUACAUCACCAACAACAACAGCAAAUGCAUAUGCAACAUGCAGCACAUGCACACCAUCAGCAACAACAUCAACCACAGCUGCAACAACAUAUGCAACAAACACAACAAUUACAUCAACAACAGCAUCAUACGCAACAACAGCAUCAUCAACAACAACAUCAUCAGCAGCAACAAUUCAAUGCCAAAUAUUCCAACUGCAAUAUGCCGGCCAAUAGUCUGUUUAAGUCACUGCAAGAGCAAAUGGCAUUCGCUAACACAGGCUCUCUACCUGAUUUAACAUCCGUACAUUAUCCUACAACAGCACAACAACCACUUAUCCAGCAACAGCAGCAACACACGAAUCAGCAACAAAUUUUAUCGCCUAUACUGUCGCCGCACAACAACGGACGUGAACGGGAUCAAUCACCGAGUCCAUUUAAUUCUACAAAUGUUGGGCCACCAUCGCCAUAUAAUCAACAGCAACAUUCUCCUACCUCUGCAGCAAAUACGCCUACAGCCGCACAAACAUCGCCACAUUUGUCGUUUACUAAUUUAUCAGUGCAGUCACCGACGGGUGUACAAAAUUCCGCACAAACUGGUUCUUUCACUCAUUUGCCAACAUUGGGUGCUGCCAGCUCUACCGGUAAUCUAACAGAUUAUCGACAACCAUUGAACCCACCUAGUCCGGGCUCUUCUCCAGGACUAUUGACAUCGGUGUCGGGAAAUGAACUGCAUACAAGCGCACCAGCAAGUCCAAUAAGGCAUGUCCAUACCAACGUGCAACAGAGUAUGCAAGGCUAUAGUGAUAAAAACAUUCAAACUUUCGACCGAUACUCGCCAGUCAUAAUUUCCAGCAAUGCAGAUACUAAUUCAGGUAACCUUUCCUUUCAUAAUAACUUUGAGCAGUUCUCACUUGGUGAUAGCAGCUCAUCACCUGAACAACAGCAACAUCUGCAACAGCACUUUCAACAUCAGCAAAACAAUUAUAUUACUUUAGAAUUCGAAGACUUCAUUAGCAGUGGCAAUAGCCAACAGCAAUCUUAUCCCCAAAAUAAAAUAUUAGACUUUGACGAUUUAACUGGCGCCGGACUUAUUAGUAGAAAUACAGUAACAGAUAGUAACAAUAGCAACACUAAUGGUAACAGAAGUACAACUGCGACGUGUAACAACAACAAUAUACAACAACAACAAAAUGGUCGAAAUAUACGUCAGCAGCAACAACAGCAACAGCAAUUACUAAACAAUAACAGUACAACAAGCACAAAUACCAUUGGUCCGUGUCGUCCACUUAAUAAUAAUACAAAUUUAACGCAGCAUAAUGAUGGAUCAUCUGUGUUAGGACAAGAUAUACAUACCUCGCCAAUACCAUCACCUUUGAACUGCUUACCUUCGGCAUCAUCACCUUUACCUAUUCCAAUGCCUUCACAAUCACCACAUCAUAAUCAUCAGCAUCAACUUUCCUUAUCGCUGCAAACACAUUCAGCGCAGCAUUCACCGCACCAUUCACCAGCACAUUCACCACAUCACUCAUCACCCAUAUCCGCUUUCUCACCUGUCAUAUCGACACUUCCCGGAGUAUCAGUACCUGCGUCUGCGAAUACAGUCGGUGUUAAUAUGCCGACACAUCACAACCAGCAGCAACACCACCAGCAACAGCAACAAAAUCAACAACAACAACACCAACAACAAAGUCAUGGAAAUACGCCAACAACUGCAAACAUACCGUCGAUAAUAUUUUCAGACUAUUCGUCAAAUCCAGAUGAUCCACGCUGUAUGUUGGAUUCGCUCGAUUUAGUUUUGGACGCAACAGAACUGCAAUUACUAGCCGAUCAGAAUGAGGACCUCGAUCACAGUAUGGAGGAUAAUUUUCGAAGAGAUCUUAACUGAUACUACGAGGAAGCUGUUGCAGCAAUUGAAAGCGGUAUAUUACUCGAAGACACAUUCGAUCCACUCGGUCAUUUGGUUGAUGUUAACGAAGUAUUGGGCGACCCACUUGGUUCACUAGAUGCACUAGUCGACACAAAGGGAGAUACUCAGGAUAACGAAACUGCAGAUAACGAUAACACGCCAAAAAAUGUAGAUGAAGAACACGAUGACAACUAUGCAUGUAAUGUCCAUGAUGACGAUGAUGAAUUGCAGAGUCUGUUCUUCUAAACUCGUGCCGAAUUAAAUUGUUAUACAGAGUAUAACAGUUAAACAAAUUGAAACACAAAUCGCAUAGAAUACCCGGAAAUUCUAUGCACAAUGCACACUUAUAGCCGCAUUCGUCUUAAAAAAUCGCAACAGCUUUAUAAAUCUCUUAAUUUACGAUUGAUUAUGAGUAGUACAUAAAGUUAGAUAGAUAGUCCUUAAAAGAAAGUAUAAAAGAUUAAAGAAAAAAAAAACUCCAAAAAACUUAAAAAUAUUUUG